Molecule: messenger RNA, 506 nt
Organism: Scutellospora calospora
Lineage: Eukaryota; Fungi; Glomeromycota; Glomeromycetes; Diversisporales; Gigasporaceae
Source: the annotation of a GenBank genome assembly
AAUUCAAUAAUGCAAAAAGAGAUGCAUUAUGCUUUGGCUUACCAUAUGGAACAAUCGGUGUAAUCGGUUGGGCUUUGGCGCUUAUCACCACCGUGUUAGUAUACCUUAAUGAACGCAAAGAAAGAAGUAUUCUAUCUAAAGUUUGCCAAAUGGUUAUGACGCUAGGACCAGUCAUCUUUACUUGUCUCCGUUGUAGUGGAAGUUGGCAAUUUAUAGUAAUUUCAUUUAGCAAACUUGCCCCGUGGGCUUAUAUGAUGAUUUACGACCGUAUAAUUAUUAAAAAAGGUAUGUGGGUAUCUGGAAUAGCUGCAUCAUUAGGAUACUUGGUAUAUGCGACUUGUUUUGGAGUAUGUUGUAAAAAUUUAUGCAAAUGUUGUUUGAAAGAGCGUGGCAGUAACGCUCUGUCAACUUUCUUGAUAAUCACUUCUCCUUUCAUUCUAAUUGAUAGUAUGCUUAGUUUCUUUUAUGAUAAUCCAUCUGGACUUCCCUUUGAUACCCUGGGAAAA